Leishmania mexicana MHOM/GT/2001/U1103 is the source of this 369-nucleotide messenger RNA. RefSeq lists its product as hypothetical. The record is from RefSeq and is a predicted model, not a curated record. The coding region runs from base 1 to 369 and encodes 122 amino acids. The transcript has a single exon. NCBI's taxonomy places the organism in Eukaryota, Euglenozoa, Kinetoplastea, Trypanosomatida, Trypanosomatidae.
AUGUCCGGCCACCAUCACACAAACGACCCCAACCUGACGCAGAACCAGGGCAACAUGCUCGGCGAUCGUCCGUGCGUGCGACAGAGCCGCCUGUACCGCGAGGGCUGCAGCGGCAACGCGAUGAAGGAAAUACUCGGCCAGUCGGAGCUGUCGUGGAAAACGGACCAGACGGAGGGCUGCUACGGUGGUGGCCAUGUGUAUGACCACAACACGGACGAUCACCGUGCGGUGCCUACCCAACAACGGCAGCAACAGCCUCCUCCUCAGCAACCGCAGCAGCAGACUGUGUCAGCCAGCACUGGCCGUGGCCUUCGCCCCGGCGCCGGCUACGCCAACCGCCAGACCUACAACAUCUUCAGUGGAGAGUAA